Porites lobata is the source of this 9678-nucleotide messenger RNA. Lineage: Eukaryota; Metazoa; Cnidaria; Anthozoa; Scleractinia; Poritidae. The record is from the annotation of a GenBank genome assembly.
AUGGCUGAUAAGCUAUCCGUGAGUGGUAGUGUAACUAAAGUUUAUCAAGCUGCUCGUGACGGUUCUUCUGAUCUGACUAAACUUUUAAAGCGGCUGAAAAAUGAACAAAGAAAAAAAAGCACUUUGGAAGCGAAAACUAAAGAUGGCAGCCAUUUUGUCACUCCUCUCAUCAUCGCUGCUCAUAAUGGACACCUGAAUUCUGUGAAGACUCUUCUGGGAUAUGAAGCAGACAUCGAGGCUCGAGGAACGCUUAAGAUAGAGAACAGUGUUACAGAGGGCUGUACACCUUUAUGUGCCGCUGCUGCUUCUGGUCAUCUUGAUGUUGUGAAACUGUUAAUCGAACGAAAUGCGGAUGUUGACAGCAGAACAUCGACGGGUUCUACUCCUUUGAGGGCUGCUGCCCACGAAGGACACCUUGACAUUGUGAGAUGUUUGGUUGAGAGCGGGGCAGAUGUGAAUGCACGCAAUCAGUAUAAAGGCACCCCUAUAAUGGCAGCGUGUGACUAUGGCCAUUUAAGCAUUAUAUCUUAUCUUAUCAACAAAGGCGCCUUUGUGGAUCUACAAGACACCGAUGGCAAGACUGCACUUUACGGCGCUAUUGAACGGAGCCACUUGGAGGUAGUCAGUCAACUUUUGGCUCUUGGAGCAUCGCAACUGCCAAAUAAUCAAGGUUUAACACCACUUUUUUUGGCCUGUGAUAAAAGUUCCAUUGAAAUCGUCGAGUAUCUUAUCAACAGACCGGAAUGUACAAAGGAACAGAGAAUUGAUGCUCUUGAACUUCUUGGUGCCACCAUUGCUAAUGAUAGUUUUGGUGUCUCUGAGAAAGCGUUUAGUUAUAUGAAACGUGGGAUGGAGGAGAGAUAUGAAGACCUGGCACAUCCAAUGCUUAAAAAGAAAAUGGAACCUGUGGAAGCUUAUCAAAAUAGAAAAGAGAGUCAAACUUUAGAGGAACUUGCUCUGUUAGAAGGUGAUGAUCAUGCCAUCGGCAUGGAAGGACUUAUAAUCAGAGAAAGAAUCCUUGGGCCUGACAAUCCAGCAAAUCUUUACCACAUCAGAUACCGGGCAGCUGUUUUACGUAACUCUGAAGAGUACAAGCUUUGUUUUGGUUUGUGGAAAAGAGCGAUGCAGAAAUCCAUGAACAACGAUGUUUCAAUAAUACAGGAUCUCGAAAGCUACACAUCUACAUUUGUAAAAAUGGUACAAAAAAGAAAACUUCUAAGGCCAAAUUUCAUUGAAGACGCAUUUGAAACACUUGUUACUGCAAGUGAGAAACGCACAGAAAAAUCACAGAAGGGGCAUGGAAACGAGGAGCAAAAAAACACGAUUUAUUAUGCUCUCUAUCUUUUGAUGAUAUACAACAAAGUUAAAGGUCAAAAUGCUAGCAUGACUGACUUUCUUCAAAGAUUCCUGCGCUUAAACGCUCGUACCAGUGAUGGAAAUACUCUACUGCAUCUAUCUGCGUGGCAUGAAACUCCAAUUAAAGAAGACAGUGUGCGAAGAGUGUGCAAGCUUCCCUGUGUUGAGACCAUGAAGCUUAUUUUACAUGCAGGGGGUGAUGUAAAUGCCGUUAACACCGAGGGUAACACACCUCUUCAUCUAGCUGUGAAGUAUAAACCUGCUGAGCCUGAAGAUGUCGAGAUUUUAAGAGAAAUGCUGCUGUUGUUGUUAGAUAUCGGUGCAGAUCCAAAGCUAGAAAACAAAAAUGGUCAAACACCACUCAACAGCUGUGAAACUGACGAGGCUCGUAGGAUCCUGUCCGAGAAAGGAAGACUGAGUGCCAUGAACGUCGACGUCGGAGAUGUAAGUAAUAUUAACAUAUUAUAAUUUUGUAAAAUCAUUCAGUUCUUUGUCACGAAAUGAGAGAGUACUUACUUCCGAGUCAAUAUGUUGUGUUUAUGAAAAUACGCCUCGCUUGUCUGUCCGUCCCUGUCUGAACGCCUGGAACUGGCUGAAAUUCUAAAGUCGUCUCUGUUUGAAUGAAACGAUCCAUUUCAUUGAUAGUGGCAUGUACAGAAGGCUCAUAGAUUAUGCUAUAUGAUAUAAUAAGAAGGGGCACGUGUAGUUUUAAAGUGGCCCAAUUGUUACUCCGGCCAAUUUACUGACUAAGAACUGUUAUGAACCCUUCGAUUGGGUCCGUGCACGGUUCGGCCAACCCUUUUUUUAAAUUUUCUGUUCCAUGUUGAGCAAACAGAAAGAUAUGAAAUUGACAUCUUUUUCGAUUAAUUAGUUUGCAAUGUUACAAGUGUCUAAAUUGCUUUUGCUUUAAAAGCACCUUUUUAUUGAAAUUUUAUAAUAUGACGGCGCCAAAUAAUUUUUGCACUUACAAAUAAUGGUAAAAUCUCCAAAAAUUGCCAAAAUUCCAGAAGUCCUUGUUUUUUUUCUUGAAUCCGUAAAUCUUAUCCCUCCAUAACAAAAAUUACUCAAUAUCUUCUUUUUACUGUUUUAUGCUAUCUUUUUCCAAAAAAAGAUAAACAAAAUUUGACUUCCGUUUUAUCGUUUUUUGUUUUUUCGAAAGAAGAAACACAAAAAACGAAAAACGAAAUUCGACUUCCGUUUUAUCGUUUUUCCAUUUAUGUACAAACAAACACAAAAAAACGAAAAACGAAACAUGACUUCCGUUUUAUCGUUUUUCCUUUUAUGUACGAGAAAACAAAAAAACGGAAAAACAAAAAUCGACUUCCCUUUUAUCUUUUUUCGUUUUUUGUACGAACAAACAUAAAAAACGGAAAAACGACAAAUGACUUCCGUUUUAUCGUUUUUCCUUUUAUGUGCGAGAAAACACAAAAACGGAAAAACAAAAAUCGACUUCCGUUUUAUCUUUUUCUUUUUAUCUACAGACAAACACAUAAAAAGGAAAAACGACAAGUGACUUCCGUUUUAUCGUUUUUCCUUUUAUGUGCGAGAAAACACAAAAACGGAAAAACAAUAAUCGACUUCCGUUUUAUCUUUUUCUUUUUCUCUACAGACAAACACGUAAAACGGAAAAACAAAAAUCGACUUCCCUUUUAUGGUUUCUUGGUUUUUCAAAGAACAGACACAAAAAACGGGAAAACGUAAGCCGACUUCCAUUUUAACGUGUUUCGUUUUAUUAACGACCAAACACCAAAAACGGUAAAAUGAUAAUUGACUUCCCUUUUCGUUGCCACUUAGGCAGCCGACUAUGUUGGUGCGCAUGCGUUACUUGAAACGAAUGCCACUCUUACCGGCUCAGAAUCCGCGAUAGGUCGGUUCCGUAGGACGGGCUGAUCCGUCAGUGAGAGAUCGACAGGCCUCCUGGCAACCACCCGCUAUAAGGCUAACCCAAUCGAUAGUGAAACGCAAAUUUCCUUCCGUAGAUAAGCCUCUCCGAAUAUAAGCCCCUCCAAAAAUAAGCCCCUCAAAAAGGGCCUUUGAAAAAUAUAAGCCCCCGGGCUUAUUUUCGGAAUUUUACAGUAUGCUACGAUAUUACACACUACCUGAAUCUAAUAUUAUGAAGGGGAGCUACAAUCACCUCAGUAAUCGCAGGUGUAACCACAUUAUGAAUAUCAACAUAACGCCGUAUGCCAUUCGUGGCACAAAAUCGCCUGACACUCCUUUCAGAUAGUCCUUUCACUGCUGGAUGCUGUUGUCUUGGAAUAUCAGCUACUUCUUUUGUGUUUUGCCUUGCUCUUCAACAAGCUCCUUCACGUAGCGAGCAGUAACUACGUUUUCCAUCCUCGCCAUUUUUGAAGGACCCGCGAAAAAAGACGCAUACCAGGGUUAUAAAAACUGCUGACCAACAACACCUAGACGAGUUUCCGAAUUGAACCACCAAGAGGGUCUCAAUGGGGUUAACCGAUAGGCGUAAAACGGCCAAAAAUUUAGUCGAUAGCCGUAAAAAUUGAAAAAUUUUAACCGUUAGCCGUAAAUAGGGUAAAAAAGAGUUAAUCGUAAAAGAAAUUGUUAACUAGAUUUGCUACUUUUAAGGAAGGUGCUAAACUCACUUAUGGUUGCGUUUUUUAUUUCGCCGCUAGUGUGACUCCAUACGCACGUUAGGCGAAGCGCCAGUUUAGGUGUUAACCUAGACCUACGCUCCAUUUCCGGCACUCUCUCGGGGAACUAAUUCUUUCCAUAGCGAAAGUGUGACUUCUUGCUGGGAAUUAAUAUUUGCAAUUUUCUGGAGGUCGUGCCCUCGAAACAUUAGUGAAACAACACGCAGAGAUGCCACUGUUUCUAAAACACGUUGCCGAUAAACAACAUUUCCUUGUUUUUCUCUGACGCUACGGUAGACAUUAUGCCUAGUCCCUGUACGGCGUCUUCCCACGCAAUCUCGGUCAAGGCAUUUCGAUGGAGAACUAGCUCGGACCACGUGACCCGAGACGCAUUAGCCGCGCGGAAUAAUGUGGCCUACGGACAAGGCAACACUGGACAAGGGAAUUUUGUUAUUGGCCGUUUUCACACUAAAUCUAGAAAUGGAUCAUCCGUCUGAGACUGGCCUGUGUACAGUCGUGCCCUCCCCACAGACACCGCUUCUCCGAUUUUUUCAAGGGGGAGGAGGCGGCUGUACACAGGCUAUGUGGAACGGAUAAUUCCGUCUUCAAAAGUCAGGCGAAUUGUUCAUUCAAAAUUAAAACUAUUCCAUUUUCAAAUUAAGACGUACUACCUAUCUGACGCGAAUCAUCAAACGGAUAAUCCGUCUCACACGAAUAAUCCUUCUCUAGUGUGAAAACGGCCAUUUCUGUUAUAAUGAAUGUCGCGCCACGGCCUUGAGUUGGGCGUUUGCGUGUCUGCGUUUGCUUUUUCACAAAGAUUACUUUUAAAUUGACUAUUGACAUUUCUACGUGUAAAAUAAUAUUAGAAGUGGAAUACUUUAUAAAAAGUAAGUAAGUAAAGAAUAGUUUAUUUCAUCCCGAGAUGAUCCGAAGACCUUUAUUUUGUUUUAAAGAUACAAAAAAAUACGUGUUAGUUAAUAUUUAACUUUUAGAAACAAAAGAAGUUAAUUUUUAACUUUUUCGUUAACCGUAACUGAAAAAAAUUAACCGAUAGCGGUAAAAGAGGCAAAAUUUUAGCCGAUAACCGUAAAAGCCACCACCCCAUUGAGACCCUCCACCAACCCCCACUCAAACCCCCCCCCCCCCCCCCCCCCCUCGACCCAGCUCUUUGUUCACUUAAAGAGCCAGAGAAAACGAAAAAAAAAUAGAAACGAAAAAUUAGGUUAUAUCCAGCUCUUUUUUACAUUGAUUGGUCGUACUUACAAAGAAAAACGAUAGAACGGAAGUCAGUUUCCGUUUGUAUGUUUUUGUUUGUUUUAGUACAUAAAAGGAAAAACGAUAAAAAGGAAGUCAUUUGUCGUUUUUCCGUUUUUUGUGUUUGUUCGUACAAAAAACGAAAAAAGAUAAAACGGAAGUCGAUUUUUGUUUUUCCGUUUUUUUGUGUUUGUUUAUACAUAAAUGGAAAAACGAUAAAACGGAAGUCAUUUUUUGUUUUUCCUUUUUUUGUGUUUGUUGGUACAUAAAAGGAAAACGAUAAAACGGAAGUCAUUUUUCGUUUUUCCUUUUUAUGUGUUUGUCUGUAGAUAAAAAGAAAAAGAUAAAACGGAAGUCGAUUUUUGUUUUUCCGUUUUUGUGUUUUCUCGUACAUAAAAGGAAAAACGAUAAAACGGAAGUCAUUUGUCGUUUUUCCGUUUUUUGUGUUUGUUCGUACAAAAAACGAAAAAAGAUAAAAGGGAAGUCGAUUUUUGUUUUUCCGUUUUUUGUGUUUGUUUAUACAUAAAUGGAAAAACGAUAAAACGGAAGUCAAAUUUUGUUUAUCUUUUUUUGGAAAAAGAUAGCAUAAAACAGUAAAAAGAAGAUAUUGAGUAAUUUUUGUUAUGGAGGGAUAAGAUUUACGGAUUCAAGAAAAGAAACAAGGACUUCUGGAAGUUUGGCAAUUUUUGGAGAUUUUACCAUUAUUUUUAAGUGCAAAAAUUAUUUGGCGCCGUCAUAUUAUAAAAUUUCAAUAAAAAGGUGCUUUUAAAGCAAAAGCAAUUUAGGCACUUGUAACAUUAUAAACGAAUUAAUCGAAAAAGAUAUCAAUUUCAUAUCUUUCUGUUUGCUCAACAUGGAACCGAAAAUUUAAAAAAAGGGUUGGCCGAACCGUGCACGGACCCGAUUGACGUUUGCGAAAAAGAAUUCACACUGAAUUCAAAGUUUUCCAAAAGAACAAAUUAAACUGAAAAGCGUCAAGUUAUUACUAGCACAUUUUUGUAAAUAUCUUUCGCCUGCGGGGGAAAGGGAGUUUUCCCAAUUUCCUGUUUCAUUUUUUCCCUCGCACCGUCUCUGCCAUUUUUUUUGCCCCCUUCCACUAAACAGAGAGCCUGGGUACCAGGCUACAUAAGUACCGUUUUCGUGACGGAUUUAUGACAGAUCGUGGUUUAGAAGCUGCUAAUAAAAAAAGAAAAACAGUUUAAAUAGUUUAGGAUAUAGUACGAUUAUUGUGCUAAAUUACUUUGGUAUCAUCUGAGGAGGCAUGUCUUGCUCUGUUCUCAAAGGCUGGAAAACUCGGAAGUGGAAAUGAACGAUUUGUUCCUGGAACAGAAAAAGAUGCUAAUGAAAACACGCAAAAGGAGACUGAAACAAAGGAAAAAUCAGGUAUAUAAGAGAAUCUAACUAAGGGAGCAAUUGGUUAAGACGAAUAAUUGUACCCAGGAUCAUUGAGCUCCACUGAUGAGCCGUUUAAGGUGCCAUUUUAGGUGAGGUGAAAAGAGAGAGUGUGUUUUAAACAGAGAGACUGGGGCAUACGGCCCCAUACGGCGGAUCCCUCAUCGUUCAAGACAGUAGAAGAUAUUUGGACUGUUCUCACAGUCAUGGACACAAUACACGUAUGAUUAACAAAAAAUAAACAACAACAAAAACAGUCACACGAAAUGUAAUUUUUGUUUUUAAACGAAAGAAAAAUAAGUCCAGCCCAUGAGUGUAACCAAGAGAACAACAGGAGAGGAGACUGAAAGUAAAAAAUAUUAAACAUUCAAGCAACAUACCAGGUACAUUAUUAUGUUGAGAUCAAAUACUUUGGGUCUAAAAUUAAAAUAAAUCAAUUUAAAUUGAGAGGAAUCCCCCUAAGAAUGAGGCAACUAUAGAAGAUUCAGUCUCUAAGUUUGAUCCUCUCUACACAGUAAUUUUCAAGGAGUUAUAAUAACUCCUUUAGUGGGGCUAAUUUAACUCCUUACAGUGGAGUUAUUUUUUGGGGAGUUAUUUUAACACCAAAAAGGAGUUUAAAGAACUGUUUUUCAGGAGUAAAAGUGACCCCAGAUAUUGAGGAGUUAAAAUAACCCCAAAAAAGGAGUUAUCCUGUACCUAAAAUUUUUACUCCACUUUCAGAGUUAAAUUAACUCCAAAAAGAGUAAAAACAACCCACGUAAGGAGUAAAAAUAACCCCAUUUCGGAGUUAUUUUAACUCCAGACAGGGAGUAAAAAGAACCCUUUUUCAGAAGUAAAAAUGACCCCAAAUUCGGAGUUAUAUUAGGAGUUAAAGCAACCCCCAAAAAGGGGUUAUCCUGUACCUAAAAGUUUUAGUUCACUUUUGGAGUUAUAAUAACUCCCUAAAAAUUACGAUGUAGAUGUUACACUAACGUCACUGAGCGUGAGACCAUAGAAAAUUGUCUCUUUUUCAUGCUGUGAGGCGAAGCAGAAAAUGGCGUUCUUCUAUCUUUAUUUCCUUAAGGACAAUUGAUGGAGUUGAGACAGCAGCUGGAAAAUGUCCAAGAGCAACUAAGUCAGAAAGACGGACAACUGAGGGAAGCGACAAAACAACUGACAAAUGUUCAAGGGCAACUACAGGAGAGAGAUGGAGAAUUGAGGCAGAUGACACAGCAGUUUACAAACGUUCAAGGGCAACUACUGGAGAGAGAUGGAGAAUUGAGACAGAUGACACAACAGUUUACAAAUGUUCAAGGGCAACUACAGGAGAGAGAUGGUGAAUUGAGGCUGAUGACACAACAGUUUACAAAUGUUCAUGGGCAAAUGGGAGAGUUGACGCAACAGUUGACAAAUGCUCAAAGACAGCUACAACAAAAAGAUGAAGAAAAUACCACCAUGGGGGAACAACUGAGGGAAAAAGAACAGGAAGUGAAUGAACUAGAAAUAUCUCUUUUAACAGCUCAAUUAGCGUUAAGGGAAAGUUCACUCCAACAGUUACCUGACUGGGUAAUUUCACGAGAUCAAAUUCAGCUGACAGAGAAAUGCCUUGGUACGGGAGGCUGGGGAAGUGUUGUCGAAGGCAAAUAUUGUGGCUGCACUGUUGCCGUGAAACAGAUUUACAAGGAGCUUCUGAACCUUUCCUCUCAUAACAGAGAAAUGUUUGAGCGGGAAAUGAGCAUUGCUUCGAAAUGCCGCCAUCCUUGUUUGCUGCAAUUCAUCGGAGCAACAAACGAUGAAGGAAGUCCUUUGUUCGUGACAGAGCUCAUGGAAACGAGUUUGCGAAAAUUGCUGGAGCAGCGAUCUCUUUCUACAGUUGAAGUGGCCGUUAUUUCUCUGGAUGUGGCUCGUGCAUUGAAUUACCUGCACCAAAAGAAACCACGCCCCAUCAUCCACCGUGAUAUCAGCAGCGCCAAUGUGUUGCUAUGGCGACAAGCGGACCAAUGGCGAGGCAAAGUGUCGGAUUAUGGUGCUGCUAAUUUCAUGCAACAUACCUUGUCAGUUUGUCCAGGUGCUGCAGUAUACAGUGCUCCUGAAGCACUUACUAACAGUCAGACUGUGAAGGUAUGUCGUCUGCUAAACUUAAUCUUCAAACAAAGAGCCCGUUCACAGGCUAAUUUAGAAUAUUGAAUCCCUGCGAUAUACCGAAGGAGAAAGACCCAAGGGCUAAGAGAUGCAUUUUAUGGCUGUUAAAAAGUAAAACGUUUCCGUUCUGAUUUUGUGAUUUGGGGAUACUUAUUUCUGUCAAAAAGUGUUAUAAAAUGGUAAGGGGGUGGGCCUCUGUGGGAUUAACCCUUAACUCUCUUCCUUAGUAACCACGUUCGACAUAUAUAUCGUCCUGAUGUAUUGUGUGGUAAGUUAGUGACCUUAGGCCUUGAUCGCGUAAUCAUCUAGAAUCAUCAAAUAAUACAUCCUUGAAUAUUGUACUUGGCCUCCACUCUUCGUUUCGCCUCCGAUAAUCGCACAACCUCUGGGCGGACUCGCCGGUACAAAACUUUGCUGAGUAACCCCUCCCCCCCUCCCACCCGAGUAGACAGUCUAGACCAAAGACCGAAGAUGUGAGUAUUUGGGUAAACAGUGAAAGAUUUUAGUGGUCGAGUUCCGGCCUCGAGUGCUGGGUGAAAUAAAGAAUAGUAUAUAAAAGAUCUAUUUGUGGUUUUACAAUAAUCUGAAUCUUCUUUAGGAAUUAGACCUAUGCCCUAGGAUGGAUUACUAACUUUGAAAGUGGUUUGUGUGUACAAAGGAGUCAAAUGAUACAUAAAGUGAUAAGUACUGGUGUGUAACUGAAAGUGUUGUUAUCUAAAUGUAUUUAUAUUUUUAAUUGUUAUCGUCUAUUUUUCGUCUUCAGGUUGAUGUGUACAGUUUUGGUGUUCUCAUCUGCGAGAUUUGCAUCGGGAAACUACCAAAUCCUGACAGGCGUGCCGAGCAAGUCGCCAUGGUGAAAAACAGAGUACUAAGAGCUCUCAUUCGUAGAUGUUUACACGACAAUCCUCAAGACAGGCCUAGUAUGGAAGACGUUAUUGGUGAACUAGAAAAACUAGUUUAA